Molecule: messenger RNA, 599 nt
Organism: Aspergillus thermomutatus
Lineage: Eukaryota; Fungi; Ascomycota; Eurotiomycetes; Eurotiales; Aspergillaceae
Product: class I SAM-dependent methyltransferase
Exons: 3
Source: RefSeq, a predicted model, not a curated record
AUGAGCGACCUAACAACCACAAACCGCACCCACUUCAACAAGGUUGCCUCAACCCACCACACCGACUUCGGCCCCCUCAUCGAGACACUCAUCGACGAGAUCAAGACCCGCCGGCUCUGGAUCAGCGCCAGCCUAACCGACAAGCAUGAUCAUCCCGUCCGACUCCUCGACUACGCCUGCGGCGCGGGGACAGCCUCCAAGGCCCUCCUCCCAUUCAUCACGCAGGCCGUCGGCCUCGACCUGUCGGAGAAUAUGGUCGCGGAGUACAACGCCUGGGCGCGCGGGCAGGGCCACCCGCCCGAGACGAUGCAGGCGUACCAUCUCGAUCUACUGGCCGAUCGCCCCGCGGCGGGGAUCGAGCUGUCCGGGUUCGAUGUGGUGGUUGUUUGCAUGGCGCUGCACCAUGUUGCGGAUGUGGGGCUGCUGCUGGGUCGGUUGGCGGGGUGUUUGAGGCCGGGGGGCGUGUGUGUGGUUGUCGAUGGGGUGCCGUCGGCGUCCACAUCAGCUGAUGGGGAUACGGCUGACGCGGAUACGGCUGACCUGCGGGCUGUCUUGACGGGUGAGCAGCUGGGGGUGCUGGAGACGGUCGGGAAGCAUGG